Messenger RNA from Colletotrichum truncatum, 1794 nucleotides. Its product is annotated as FAD-dependent oxidoreductase-like enzyme. NCBI's taxonomy places the organism in Eukaryota, Fungi, Ascomycota, Sordariomycetes, Glomerellales, Glomerellaceae. The record is from RefSeq and is a predicted model, not a curated record.
AUGGCUGCCGACUCCGACGCUGCUGCCCAGCAGCCCAACGGCACCCCGACCGACAACCGGUCUGUCGUUGACGAGCCCACGACUCCCCAGGAGAACGAUGUCCUCGCAUUAAAUUCGUCACAAGUGACCCUGCCGUCAACUGAAGUCCCCGCGUCCCCAAUCGACCCCAAUCAAUCUUUCAAGACCGAAGUCAACGACGACCGGAUGAGCUCCGCCGCUGUCAUUCCCUCUUCCUUAACCCCGCCUCCCUCGUCACAGGUAGUUGCACACACCGGUCAUGGUGCUCUGCAAGCUACUUAUGGCGGUUCACAACGUUCUGCACUCUUCUCGCCGCCUGCUACCGUCCUAAACACAACAGUCCGUAGAGAUGGCGGUCUUGGGUCGGAAUACUUGCCUCCAGCACCCCAGCAGGUUCUUGAAGCGACAGCAGAUGAAUUGCGGGCCAUGAUGCAGACAUGCAUCGACGAGCAUGCCAAGUUGAAGAUGGAGGCUGCACACCACAAGCUACAAUACAAUCUGCUUAGUCUCCAAGCCGACGAAGAUGCCAAGAGAGCUGCCGUCGAGCACGAGAUGACCCGCCGAGAGAUUGAGGCCCUUAGGACGGCAGAGUUUUCGCGGCAGGCUGUCCGGGAGCUGAGCGCCGCCUCUGAAUCGGCCCAGAUCAAGUAUCUCCAGAUGAAGAUGAGCUACGAGGAGGCCAUGGAGGAGAACGAGGCUCUGGCUCGGCGGGUGAAGAUGGCCAAGAAAGUCAUUUCACAAAAAGAAGAGGAGAUUGUGACUCUGGCGGAGGAGCGAGACAUGCUGCUCAACCGUAUUCGAGAGAAUCGGGAACACUUUCACAUGCUCUGCAGUCCGGGCGGCAUCUUUCACGGUGCCAUGACGCCCAAGCAGCAAUCACAUCACCACCCGACCGUCUCAACUCCGCAGCAGGCUCACCGAGCGACUCCCAAGCAGACCCCGCGAUCCGCUAAUCGCGAUGCACGGGUCGACCGGGAUCAUGGCCCCGAGCCCAUUGCGGCUCUGCUGCAGGCUCUCAGCCAGGACAACAACAGCGCGCCGACUACGCCAACUAAGUUGGUCAGACCCGCCCCUCGCAUGCCUCCCAAGCACACCCGAAACACGCAAUCGCUAUCGUCCCUACCUACAACGCCGCUCUCUCGACCCCACCGUCACGAGCAGUCUGGUCUUUUGCCGUCGGUGAAUCUUGUUCCCCAGAGCGAGCCCCGGCACAGGUACAGCAGCAGCAUCCAUGUUGUUCCCGGCACCCCUCCGCCACCACCGCCACCUGUACGAGAGCCUACCCACAAGAGCCGUGAGAGCACCAUUUCAGCCGACGACAACGAGGAGCUGGCUCGCCAGGCCCUCGAAUCAGUGGCAAAGUCUGCAUCAUUCUUGUCUCAAGCAUCGCGCACGAGCUCCCGCGGGUCUCGUCGACCUCUACCUGGAGGUGGCGGCGAGGGGGAGGAAGAGGAAGUGUACGAGAGCCAGGCCAGCCAGGCGGCCUCUGAGAUGCUACGUCGCGACCCCCGCGAGAGCUUCGAGGUUGCGUCUUCGGUGGGCUCACGCGACGUCACCCCGGCGCCGGCGGAGAAGAGCGCCCGACUUCACGCGAAGCUCUUCCCAGGCAUCGCCAAGGGUCACGCAACACCAGACAAGCGCAAGUUCAGCGGCGGAGCAUCAAACGCACAGGAAGCGCUGUCGAACAUUGCCAGCCAGUCGAAGCGGAUGCGCAUGAACGGACCAGUGGAGGAGAAUCCCAAAGUCGGGCUCGGGAUUCAGUACGGUUACAGUUAA